Molecule: messenger RNA, 2334 nt
Organism: Lucilia sericata (common green bottle fly)
Lineage: Eukaryota; Metazoa; Arthropoda; Insecta; Diptera; Calliphoridae
Product: keratin, type I cytoskeletal 9
Exons: 5
Coding region: 486-2192 (568 amino acids)
Source: RefSeq, a predicted model, not a curated record
CACAAUUGUUGAGUUUAAAUUAACUAACAAAAUUUUUAAAUUUAUUCGAGAAAAAAAAUAAUUAAAUAACAAUUGCUUUGAAUGUAAAUUAAAUCAACAAAAAAAAAACGGAAAAUUUUUAAAACAGAGUUACCAUAGCUUUACGAGAAAAAAAGUAGUAAAAGAAAGUGUUAAAACGACUCAAAAAAAAAUAACUCAUACUCAAAUCGAUAACAAAAAUACAAAAAACAACAUAAGCUUAAGAAAGGUUCAAGAAAGAAAAAAAUUUUAAACAAAAAAAAUCUGCAGCCAUAACAGCAACGAGUGCCAGCCACCGUUCAUAUGCCGGUCUGAGCCAGUAAAAGUCAAUACGAUACCAAACGUAACGGACGUGUUUAACGACGCGUUUUAAAACCUUAAAAAACAAGAAACCAAAUUUUGAUUUUAAACUUAAAUUUGUUUGUAACAAAUUAUUUUAAACUAAAAAAACUAAAAACAAAUAUAAAAUGAAGUAUUUAUAUUUGUUAUUACUAACGCUGCCAUUGCUGACAUGCUCAUAUCCAGCAGAGGCCGAGGAGAAGACAAUUUCACUGGAUGAUGUAACGGUGGAUAGUGAUUUGGCGGCCAGUGAUAAAGAUUCACAAUUACAAAAACGUUCAGGGGGUGGUAGUGCGGAUUAUGCGCUGCAUUUAAAACAAGGAUUCUUAUCUAGUCUGGGUCAUGCCUCUGCUUCUAUAGCGUCGGGCAGUUCGGGCGGUAGUAGUGGUGGUGGUUAUGGCUAUAAAUCAUAUGGCGGAGAUGGUCAUCAUGGCAAUUCUGUGGAGUAUAAUCCUUGGUCCUUAAAGAAAACCGUGCUUAAUACCAUAUUCCAAGCCGUUAAGGCCAUUACGGGAGGUGUUACCGCCCUUAAGGGUCAAUUGAUUAAGGGCAGUGGUUAUGCUUUAAGUGCCAGUGGUCAAGUAGUGGCCGCCUCGGGUGAUAAAGUUACCGAUGUUGGCAAAUAUAUUAUUAACUCAGCUCAAAGUAAAUUACAACCUAUACCCAGCGGCGGCGGCGGUGGUCAUCCCUUUGGCAAGUUUGCUUCCUUGUCAGGAGCUUCUUCGGGAGGCAGCAGUAGUAGUGGCGGUGUUAAACAUCCCUCUGGUCCAGUUGUUCAUACAGAAAGCAUAACAUCAUACGAAAUACCAAGUGGUCACUCUAGCUAUGGUCCACCAUCAAAGCCACCAACAUUUAGCAGUGCCACACAUCAGUAUUUACCACCAUCCGGUUCAGGUGGUUAUACUGGUGGUGGUGCCGGUUACGGUGGUGGACAUGUAGCAUUCGAAGCGCCAUCUAGCAAUUAUUUACCAACAGCCUAUGGACCAGAUGCUUCUACAGGCCAGGAGUUUAAUAUUUAUGGACGUCAUCAUAAAUUAACCGAUGAAGAAGCACGCAAGGCAGCCGUACAAUUGCAGGAAAUUCUAAAUAUGUUGCCCAAUGGUAAAACCGAAUAUACAGCCUCCAAAACUGUUACUCUAGAUACCUCAAAUUCGGGUGGUUAUAGCACGGGUUAUGGCACUGGAACUGGCGAAGGUGUAGAUUUAAAUUCAUAUGGUUUACCCAAUGAUUUGGGUCCUUUAGAAUCUCUCUCGCAUACCGAACAAAUUACGGCUGCCUAUGGAACCAAAAAUCCCUAUGAUUUGUACCAUCAAAUGCGUAAACAGAAACAAACUCCCGAAGAGGUUUACAUAGAGAAACAUCCCAAUGAGGGUUAUGACUAUAAACCAGCUUAUAAGCCAGAAAACCCAAAUACCUAUAAAUAUGACAACUAUCAUGCUUCUACGGGAGGUUCCAAUAAAGAUUCUCUACAAGAUUUAUCUCCCAUAAUAGCUGCCCUAGAGGUGGCCCAAAAGCAACAACCCGCCAAAACUCAAGUUUCUUAUGCAGUGGAAAAGAAUGUGCAUAAAAUUCCAGCUCAACAUGGGCCAGCAAAGUUUUUACCACCGGCUGUACAAAAAACGAAAUACAUCUACUAUCAACCCACUCCCGCUAAAUAUGAAUAUCAUACUCAGCAAUACAAUACAAGACCAGUCUAUAAUGGUCCCUAUAAAGUAAAACGUAGUGCUGUGGAUAUGGCACCAGUACGUCCCCGGCAUAAAAUGCCAAUGUUUUCAGCUCCUGAUUUUGAAAAUCAAGAUACUAUGUUGUAUAAUCCUAUGUUGAGUGAUUUUUAAACGAUUUGAAAAACGAACACUUGCAAAACUAUAUUUAUUUAUUGGAAUUUUGAAAAUUGUUUAAAUUAAAAUUUAGUCUCUAGUCUAAGUCAUUUAGAGUAUUCCUAUGCAUUUUUAUAUUUUACAUAAUUUACAAAUAUUA